Molecule: messenger RNA, 693 nt
Organism: Radiomyces spectabilis
Lineage: Eukaryota; Fungi; Mucoromycota; Mucoromycetes; Mucorales; Radiomycetaceae
Exons: 3
Coding region: 185-631 (148 amino acids)
Biological process (GO): peptidyl-glutamate ADP-deribosylation
Source: RefSeq, a predicted model, not a curated record
CCCCAGCAGAAGGGAAAAGAGAAAAAAAUAAAUAACCACAGAUCUUAUUUGUGCAUAAACGUUAUAAACAAAAAAGUCACAUUUUUGUAUUCCUUUUUUCCUUCUUUUCUUUCUUUUGAUUGCCGUUCAUUAUUUGUUCAUUUUCUUUCUUUAUUCUACGUAUUUCAUAAGAGGCAUAUCAUCGAUGACAUUUGACUUUGAAGAACGGCGAGGUAACUUGCUUACUUGUGUAUCUCCGUCGGAGAGUCUUGUGCUCUGCGUGAGUGAGGAUUUGCGUAUGAGUAAAGGAAUUGCCGUUGCGUUUCGUCAGCAAUUCGGUGGAUUACAGCAACUUCAGGCACAGAAAAAAUCGGUCGGUCAAGUAGCCCACCUGGCCAUUAGUCCAAAGCGGCACGUAUUCUAUCUAAUAACGCGACAUAAAGCUUACAACAAAGCCAGUUACGGCGACUUGGAACGCUGUUUGAUGGAGUUGCGUAAAAUGUGCGAAACUCUGGGCGUGUUACAUUUAGCUUUGCCACACGAGCUCGGCGUUGGUUUGGAUGGAUUUCAGGAAAAGUAUGUAAAAGAAGUAAUUUUCAAAGUCUUUCACGGCUGGCAAGGAAAGAUGAUUAUGUAUCAAAGCGACGAGUAACGUGUUUCGAGGGUUUAAUAAAUGUUGUACCAUGUCAUUUUGCAUUCAUCUCUUUCCAUCGA